CUCUCUCUCUCUCUCUCUCUCCCUCUCUCUCUCUCUCUCUCUAUAUACCAACCCAAUUAAACCUCAUAGAAGCCCCAUCAAACUGUAAAAUCUAUCACACGUUUUUUUAAUUUUUGUUUUCACUUGCAAUUCUCGCUGCAAUGGCUUCUGAUUCCAACUCCGACAACGAUCCCACACACCAAAACCCUAACCCUAACCCUAACCCUGCUUCAAUCGACGUCAUCGAAGAUCAAUUGGCCUCAAGCGAAUUGGCUCAAUCAACCCAGGUCGAUGCAUUAUCCGAGCAAGAAGUGUUCAAUGACGCCCCAAAUGGAUCGCUUUCUUCAGACGAGGAUAAUCACCCCGAAUCUGAGAUCGUAGAAGAGAGUCGUGGUGGGAAUUUAGUCAGUGAGUCGUCUGUGGAGGUUGUUGAAAUUGUUGAGGAGGUUCGACAGAGCUCGUCUUCGAGUGGUGAUGUUGUGCUGAGGAGGACCAAUUCGGAGCUCGAAAUGGACCAGGCUUCGAGCCCUAGCAGCAGUGGGUAUGCUGGUGAGAGAGGGAGCACCAGUUCCGCCAGUGCAAUCGGUGUAGAUGAAAUUUGUGAAGUUGGGAACGACGAUUCUUUCAAUGAAGCUUCGGGUUCUCCAGAGCCGUGGGUUACAGGGAAGCGUCAUGGCGAUGAAGAUGAUACUUCUGUUUCGUGGAGGAAAAGGAAGAAGCACUUCUUUAUUUUGAGUCAUUCCGGAAAACCGAUAUACUCCAGAUAUGGAGAUGAACACAAGUUGGCGGGAUUUUCAGCUACUUUGCAAGCUAUUAUUUCCUUUGUGGAGAAUGGGGGAGAUCACAUCAAAUUGGUUAGGGCAGGCAAACACCAGGUGGUUUUUCUUGUGAAAGGACCAGUCUACUUAGUUUGCAUAAGCUGUACGGAGGAACCUUAUGGGUCAUUAAGGGGGCAGUUGGACCUUAUAUAUGGUCAGAUGCUACUUAUUCUUACAAAGUCUGUAAACAGAUGUUUUGAGAAGAACCCAAAGUUUGAUAUGACACCUUUGCUUGGAGGAACAGAUGGUGUCUUCUCAUCGCUCAUCCAUUCUUUCAGUUGGAACCCAGCCAUCUUUCUUCAUGCAUACACUUGUCUUCCCCUUGCCUAUGCCACAAGGCAAGCCGCAGGAGCCGUAUUACAAGAUGUUGCUGGUUCAGGUGUCCUGUUUGCAAUAUUAAUGUGUAAACACAAGGUUGUCAGUCUUGUUGGUGCACAAAAAGCAUCUCUUCAUCCUGAUGAUAUGCUCCUACUUUCCAAUUUUGUUAUGUCAUCUGAAUCAUUUAGGACAUCUGAAUCUUUCUCACCAAUUUGCCUGCCCAGAUAUAAUCCCAUGGCAUUUUUAUAUGCUUAUGUCCAUUAUCUUGAUGUUGACACAUAUUUAAUUUUGCUUACUACCAGUUCAGAUGCCUUUUAUCAUCUUAAAGAUUGCAGGAUUCGUAUCGAAAUGGUCCUUUUGAAGUCCAAUGUUCUCAGUGAAGUUCAGAGAUCCAUGCUAGAUGGUGGCAUGCAUGUUGAGGAUUUGCCUGCCGAUCCAUCUCCGCGUUCUGGAACUUCGUCGCCUCACUUAGGUCAGCCCAGAUUUUCAACAGACUCACCAGAGGGAUUCCGAGAAGCAUUUGUUGGUAUUGGUGGGCCUGCUGGACUUUGGCACUUCAUAUAUCGUAGUAUUUACCUGGACCAGUAUGUUUCUUCUGAGUUCUCAUCACCAAUCAACAGUUCACGACAGCAGAAAAGAUUGUAUAGAGCUUACCAAAAGCUUUAUGCUUCCAUGCAUGAUAAAAGCAUUGGACCCCACAAAACUCAGUUUAGACGAGAUGAGAACUAUGUUUUACUCUGCUGGGUCACCCAGGAUUUUGAACUCUAUGCAGCAUUUGAUCCCCUGGCAGACAAGGCUGUGGCAAUAAAGACUUGCAACCAGGUGUGUCAAUGGGUGAAAGACGUGGAAAAUGAAAUUUUCUUGUUGGGAGCUAGCCCCUUUUCAUGGUGACUCUCCCCCUCAGGCAUCUUGUAACGCAAAUAUGUAUUCUAGUUGUCUUUCUUGAUAAGAUCAAAGCCCAAAUUUUUUUGAUAUGAAUUGUAUCCUCUCCCAGAUCACCCAUAAAAUGGGAACUAAACUGGCUGUAGUUUACUUUUUCUUUUUUUUCUUUUUCUUUUUUUUGGGUUAAAAUAUGUUGUGUAUUUGAAUAGAUAUGAGUUUUCCCUCUUACACAGCGAUGUGGUGCUAAUUUCAGUAGUAAUUUAUUGAUUUGUUCAAA
Messenger RNA from Camellia sinensis, 2274 nucleotides. Its product is annotated as vacuolar fusion protein MON1 homolog. The record is from RefSeq and is a predicted model, not a curated record. NCBI's taxonomy places the organism in Eukaryota, Viridiplantae, Streptophyta, Magnoliopsida, Ericales, Theaceae. Gene Ontology annotation, biological process: vesicle-mediated transport; protein targeting to vacuole.